Molecule: messenger RNA, 891 nt
Organism: Filobasidium floriforme
Lineage: Eukaryota; Fungi; Basidiomycota; Tremellomycetes; Filobasidiales; Filobasidiaceae
Exons: 2
Coding region: 1-891 (296 amino acids)
Source: RefSeq, a predicted model, not a curated record
AUGGCUUCUCCUACUCCUUCUAUUCUAUCUGCCACACCUUCAGGUGCAAGCUGUCUCGUCGAGUUCUUCGAAGAAGACAGAUCGGUAGGGCUACGGAGCGGUCUUGUAACGGUCUACAAAACAUGGGGGGUGGAAGAGGGGAGAGAGCGUGGGACUGAGCUUUCGGAGACUUCCACCCGGCAAGAUCCGUCAAAUACCUCCUUGAAGACUGGUGAGAUGCAAGGACAAGGUCAUCAGAUGGAAACCACGCCAGCUGAGGGAACAGACCGAGUAUCGGGAAGAGAGGUCUUUAAGGCCCACUUCAUCGAGCCCACGACGGAUCCUUCGCGCGACAUGUCCCUGGGACCACCGAUAGAUACGUCAACAGCGAUGGAUCUACUGAUCGAUUCCACCGAGCAUCCUCUGGCUCAUCUGGCUGCGCCUAAGAGCUGGCAAACCGCAACAGACUGGUUUGCAACAGCUGUCGGCAGUCCGAGCGCCAUUACAGCGCAUGAGAAGGCUCAGAAUGCGGCUUUGCGAUCAGCGCAGCAAUUCCUCGCCGGGCUCGAGCACUUGGGAGAACAAAUCGAUGAGCGCCAAUGGGCCCGGAUCCGCAACUAUUUCGAGCAAGUUCUCGCAGGCGUGUCGCUUACAAGUCGUGAGGGAGAGACGAUGGUGCAAAGAAUCAAAUUUGUACCGCUUGCUGACGAACAUGGCGGCGUCGGAGGAAGAACCUUGUCUCAGCAAGAACGAUGGUGGUUCCUUCUGAUGAGGAUCAUGAAGACCGAGUACUGGGACCGUUACCUGCGGUCGAAUGAGCUUUUGUCGGAUUCCGAGCUGAUCUGGAAAGCGGCCCGGGACAAAGAGUGUAUCAAGGCAUGGAAAUUUGUACAUGCGGCGUACGAGGAGUAG